UAACCAACGAAAAAUUGGGUCGAUGAAAAACCAACCCAAUCAAUAAAGGGUAAAAAUCCCAAUAUCGAUGAUCCAUCUCCCCCACAGUUUGACGAGCAAUUCUGUUGUUAGUUGAAGGUGCCUGCCUGCCUGCCUGCCUUGCCUCAUCAUCCAUUUCAGAAUCUCUUCUUCUGCAGCGCACUAGUAGUAGAAACCAACCAACCAACCAACCAACCAGCCAGCCAAACCCACCAAAAAUUUAAACAGAAAACGCAAGCUUUGGAUUUGGGUAAGAGCAGCAAGCAAUUCCUUAUUGGAUUUGGAAGAUUUUAGUUUUGGGUUUAGGGUGAUCCAAUCCAAGUGAUAUGGAGGAAGAUGAGAUGGAUUCGCUGUUUGAGGGGAUGGUAUUGUUUACCCCCAACAACAGUACCAAUAAAUCCGAAUUGGAUUUGGAGACACACAAUCGCCAUGAUCUUGUUAAUAAUCAGCCUCAACAACUACCUCUGCAACAACAACAUGAUUAUGCUCAAGAUCCGGCCGCCGUUGAAUCUCACCAACCACCAUCUUCAUCCUCCUCUGAGCCCCUCGACGAAAACCUCUUCUCCGACCUCACACUCCAAGUCCAAACCCCAACCCAAACCCAAGAAGAAGAUGUUGUCCAAAUCCCAAUCUCAAAACCAGCACCAACAAUAUCCAGACACAACUCCACUUCCAGACGAAAAAAGAGAGCUGCUGGCCUCCGCAUCGGAUACGCCCGAUCCAAUUCCAAUUCCAAGGUCGACGAUGAUGUCGAUGAUGUCUAUGUAGAUGAUGACAAUUCCCUUCCCUUGCCCCCCACCACAACCUCCAUCAGCAGCACCCCAGUGGGUCCCACCACUCUACCAUCAGUAUCAGUAGAAGAACAAGUAGUGGUAGUAAAUGACCAAGUAGAAGCCCCUCCCGAGCUCCGGUUGGAUCAGAGCAAGGCCCUGAUCGCCGACAAGCUCAACCGUACUCGCCAAUCAGCCGCAUCCGUCUCUGUUUCUAGGAAGGACGCCAUUGCUAGGAGAAGGGCUGCCGCUGAUCAUCUCAAUUUGGCUUCCCUAGAAUACGCCAAUCUCGAGAAGCAGCUCGAAGAGGCCUGCGAGGCGGAGGAUUUCGACACUGCCCAAAGGCUUAGUGACAGCCUUGCUGCUGCUCAAAACCAGAAACAGGCUCUCCUUGAUGCACUCAGAGAUGCUGAGGCCAAUUGCGAUGCUCUUGACUCCAAAAUGCACCACCUUCUCCAAUCCCAGAUCGCCGCCGAGGAAGAAUGCGCCUCCCUGCUUCAACGCUUUGCAACCGAUGCUUCGAAUGAUGCAGAUUUGGUCUUGCAAACAGCAGAAGCACGCUCUUCAAAAGAAACCGACGAAUGGCUUUCGUCAACUGAAGCCUUGCAAGCCAAGAAAAUGGAAUUGGAGAUUGAAUCCCAUAUUAUCCAUGAUGCUGGGCUUUCCUUGAACACUUCCAUUGACACUUUAGUGGAAGAUGACAAGCUAGAGAAAGAAUGUCUCUGUAAGAAAAAGGACAUUCUCAUGGACGAACUGGACAAGCUACUUGCUUUGGUCAAACGCAAGGAACAGGAGAUUGCACAAAAUGAUCAUGACAUAAAACAAGUUGAGGAAAGGAUUGAUCGUGCUCUCUCUGACUUCCAGGACAUGCAAUCCAGCAUUCAGGCCAAGUCUAGCGACUUGCAAGCAGGCCUUUCUCAGAUACAUGCAGAGAGCGAGGCUCUCUCAACAAAAAAGACGGAAAUCAAUGCCUUCCUCACUCAGGAACAAGAGAGGGAAGCAAAGUUGAGGGAACUGGCUAGGGCUUCUGCAGAGGAAGCAGAGACAUAUCAGCAAGUUGCUACCCUUAGAAAAACUCUCAUGUCCUCUAUUUUGAAGUCCAGGGAAGAUAAGGUCAGGCUUGCAAAGACUGAGGAGGAUCUUUCCAAGGAUGUUCAAACGCUCCAACAAGAUGUAUCUGCCUCAAGAGCUACAUUACAGGAACUGUCUUCCAAAAAGUCAAGCAUUCAGCAAGAUAUAGCAACCUCUAAGCAGAAAAUUCUUUUCAUAGACAAAAGAGUCCCAGAGCUCGAAGCAGAAAAGAAAGUCGCAGCCACUGCAAGAAACUUUAAGGAAGCUGCACGGCUAGCUGCCGAGGCCAAGUCACUGAAUGUUGAAAAGGAUGGCAUACAGAUUGACAUGGAAAGAGCCAUCUUAGAGCUUGAGAAGCUCGAGCAAGAGAUAAAAGAGACUGUUAACAGAUUGCAGGAGACUGAGGGGCAUAUUCAAUCCAAGGAAAAAGAGGUAGCAACGGCUAGGUUUGAGAGGUUGCUUCUGAUAUCUGGUAUUGCUAAAGCAGAACGAGAAGCUGCUCUGGAGUUGGGCGACCUUGAAGAAGCAAACCUUCUGCUUGCAGAGGCUGAAGCAGCAGAUUCUGAAGCAAAAAAGCUUCAACCGAUAUACGAUCUCAAGUUGGAAGAGGUUGAGAGUCUACCAAAGCACUUCAUCUCCAUGGAGCUUAUAUCCAAUCUUGGGAGGAAACAGUUAGAAGAAUUGGCAGCAUCAGUUCAACCUUCUCAGGAAUGACAAUUUGUGGACCUGGACCGGUGGAGCAGUGAAAUUGUUGAUGAUGUUUUUGGGAGAUUGGGAAUCACAAGUUCACAGAGAGUUCUGAUAUUUGAUAGCUAUGAGAAGCGGGAACAAUUUAAGAACUGCUUUUGAUUGGGCGUUAAAAAGAGAAGAAAAGAAAGUAAUUGUACUUCAUGUACGGUUGCUGGAAGAGAUAAAUUAGAUUAGGAAAUUGAAUUUUCAU
Molecule: messenger RNA, 2799 nt
Organism: Prunus avium (sweet cherry)
Lineage: Eukaryota; Viridiplantae; Streptophyta; Magnoliopsida; Rosales; Rosaceae
Product: neurofilament light protein
Source: RefSeq, a predicted model, not a curated record